CGAGAAAGGUAAUGUGGUAUUUGACAGACUGAUGGCGAAAGUUCAUAUCAUAAAUGUGGCAGUCUUGGAUAAUCCAUCAGCCUUCUUUAAUCCAUUUCAAUUUGAGAUAACCUUUGAAUGUGUAGAGGAUUUACAGGAGGAUCUAGAGUGGCGUAUAAUUUAUGUGGGUUCUGCGGAAAGCGAAGAGCAUGAUCAGGUUCUUGACACAGUGUAUGUAGGACCUGUACCAGAGGGAAGGCACAUGUUUGUGUUUCAAGCUGAUGCUCCAGAUCCCACAAAAAUCCCAGUGGGUGAUGUUGUUGGAGUCACAGUGUUGCUUCUGACUUGUUCCUACAGAAAUCAAGAAUUUAUUCGUGUUGGUUAUUACAUAAACAAUGAUUAUGUUGACCCUGAACUGCGUGAAUCACCUCCAGCUUUGCCACAAUUUGACAAACUUCAAAGAAAUAUUCUUGCUUCUAAUCCACGAGUGACAAGAUUCAUGAUCAAUUGGGAUGAUGUGCAAAGUAAACCAGAAGAAAGCAAAAAUGGAGUUGAGUCAAUGUCAGAUGAGCCGUGUUCCUCAAAUCAUUUCCAGUCAAACAGUAACGGUUUGGAGCCAAGGCAGUGACAGUGAAAGGCCCUUACAGCUUCAUGUUUGAG
Thrips palmi is the source of this 639-nucleotide messenger RNA. RefSeq names its product histone chaperone asf1-like. The transcript is spliced from 4 exons. Lineage: Eukaryota; Metazoa; Arthropoda; Insecta; Thysanoptera; Thripidae. Bases 32 to 607 code for a protein of 191 amino acids. Gene Ontology annotation, cellular component: nucleus. The record is from RefSeq and is a predicted model, not a curated record. Gene Ontology annotation, biological process: DNA replication-dependent chromatin assembly. Gene Ontology annotation, molecular function: histone binding.